AUGGUCAGUUAUGCCGGGAUGCUGGUCCUUGCGCCUAUGGUACGUGCAGGAGAGCUUCCGACGCGACUUCUUGCGCUGAAGUUUGGUGCAGAUUUGGUCUGGUCACCAGAAAUUAUUGAUAAAAAGUUGAUUCAGUGCAAACGGGUUGAAAACAAGACUCUGGGCACCGUGGAUUUCGUGGCGCCCAGCCAUCAAGAUAACAAGCCACCUAGUGUGGUGUUCAGAACUUUCCCGGAAGCAGAAGCUGGCAAACUCAUUUUCCAAAUGGGAUCGUCCACUCCACAACUUGCCGUUCAAGCUGCAAAAGUGGUCAUAAAGGAUGUAGAUGGAAUAGAUCUGAAUGCAGGGUGUCCCAAACAUUUUUCUAUUCAUUCAGGCAUGGGUGCAGCGCUCUUGCAAACACCGGAUACGCUUUGCUCCAUUUUGACAUCUUUAGUCAAAGAAGUGGGCGAGCCUUACCAGAAACCCAUAAGCGUGAAAAUCCGUUUGUUGAACGAUGAAGUUCGCACUGUCGAGCUGGUAAGACGGAUAUGCAGCACCGGUAUCUCGAAUCUGACUGUUCACUGCAGAACUACGCCUAUGCGUAACAGAGAAUUGCCCAUUAGGGAUUAUAUUCCUGCCAUUUUCAAGGUUUGUCAAGAGCAGAACGUCAGUCUUAUAAUUAACGGUGCGUUUCAGGGCAGGUCCCAUUUCUCUCAACUUCGUGGCGAAUUGAAUCUUUCGGAAAAGAUUGGUGGGAUGAUCGCAACUUGUGCAGAAGCAAACCCAACCAUCUUUAGUCCUACACCACUAGCUUGGCAUGACGCAGCAAAGGCUUACUUCACAAUCGCAUCAAAAUUCAACCACAAUGUGAACAACUGUAAAUACAUGCUAACCAGAAUUGUUCCUGGGAAAUCCAAGUUUUACCAAUACUUCACUCGCUGUAAAUCCUUGGCAGAAGUCGAACAUGUCAUGAAACUCCUAAGCGAUGAUGGGCAGCCUUUAGGAGACCCUACGCAAUACCUUGCCGAGUGUAGAGAAGAAGAGAAACUGGCCAAGCAAGCUGCUGGUAACAAGGCAGUUCAAAAGGAUAAGCCGCGCGUUUCUUCGCCAGUAAAGUCGCUAGAGCUGAAGAGGGCUUUUGAAGAAGAGGAAAACGGUGAAGCCAAAAAGAUCAAAAGCUAA
This is a messenger RNA of Lachancea lanzarotensis, 1164 nucleotides long. RefSeq names its product LALA0S02e07734g1_1 (gene SMM1). The transcript has a single exon. Gene Ontology annotation, biological process: tRNA dihydrouridine synthesis. Gene Ontology annotation, cellular component: cytoplasm. Gene Ontology annotation, molecular function: flavin adenine dinucleotide binding; tRNA dihydrouridine synthase activity. The record is from RefSeq and is a predicted model, not a curated record. NCBI's taxonomy places the organism in Eukaryota, Fungi, Ascomycota, Saccharomycetes, Saccharomycetales, Saccharomycetaceae. Bases 1 to 1164 code for a protein of 387 amino acids.